Molecule: messenger RNA, 1037 nt
Organism: Gossypium raimondii (Peruvian cotton)
Lineage: Eukaryota; Viridiplantae; Streptophyta; Magnoliopsida; Malvales; Malvaceae
Product: protein SOB FIVE-LIKE 5
Exons: 4
Coding region: 101-640 (179 amino acids)
Biological process (GO): cytokinin biosynthetic process
Source: RefSeq, a predicted model, not a curated record
CACUUUGUCUUGUUGAUAAAAAGGACCCAAUUGCCAUGCACAAGAGGGAAAAACACAUUGAGUUGUAGGAGGGUUUUCUUGUAAGGAAAAAAAAAAUCAUAUGGAUGACUAUGGUUUGUUUGCCACAGAAUGUAAUAGUGGUUAUGAAUCUGGUUGGACUAAUUACUUAGACCACUCUUUCCUGUCUGCAAAUCCUUCAAGCAAUGAUUUCAAAGAUAGCAAUGAUAGAGGUAAUAAAGAAGAGGUUGUUGAAGAAGAAGAAGAAGACCUUUCCAUGAUUUCUGAUGCAUCUUCUGGACCUCCACCACAUUUCUUCUAUGAAAUUAAUGGCUGCUUCAAUGGUGAUGAUGGUCAUGAUGAUGACCAGUAUCAUUAUCCCUUACCCCAAGUUGCUGCAUUGGAUAAAAAUGGUGCUAAACAACAAGUACCGCCUUCUUGUCUUGAUGAUACUGCCACCAGCUCUCCUCUUAUAAAUUUCUCCAAGACCUAUGAUGAAGUUUCAAUGGAGAGUGUAUUUGAUUAUCCCCUACAGGGAUUCUCUGCAACACACUUUAUGGGAGGGCCUGCAUUCCGUGACCACUGUGGUUUUUAUCAGUACUCUCCAUAUGGAAACCAGCUACAAACUAACCAAUGGUUUUAAGGAAAUGAUCAAUGGAGUUGAGCUCUUUAUAUCAAAUGUCAGAUCUCAAGGGAGAUGUUGUUCCUUUUAUUCUUCAUUUUUAUUUGGAUUUGCCUUUGUAUCAGCCAUUGCAAUGAAAAAACCAACCUUAGAGCAACAUUUGGAAAAUAAAUUUCUUCUGUGUGUUUUUUUUACUCAUCUUGUCCUAAUCAUUGUGGGUUAAGCCUCAAGUUUUGUUUCCGUGUAAUAAAAAAGUUAAAUUCUGCUAUUAGUACAUGUACUUUAUGAAAGUUGUUGAUUUAGUCUCUGUAUUUUAAUUUGAUCAGUUUUAGUUGUAUUUUUCGAAUUUUGAAGUUUUAGUCCCGACACAAACAAUUGUAAAUUCAUUUGGUUCAAUUCAAGUAUUAGUCUUGUAUUA